Molecule: messenger RNA, 1064 nt
Organism: Cercospora beticola
Lineage: Eukaryota; Fungi; Ascomycota; Dothideomycetes; Mycosphaerellales; Mycosphaerellaceae
Product: mismatch-specific DNA-glycosylase
Biological process (GO): base-excision repair, AP site formation
Molecular function (GO): pyrimidine-specific mismatch base pair DNA N-glycosylase activity; uracil DNA N-glycosylase activity
Source: RefSeq, a predicted model, not a curated record
CAUCUUGUCGCCUCAGCUGCUCGCUGCUCGCCACUCCACCAUUCAUCGCGACGUGACAGAGUAGAAUGCCCGCCAUCAAAGAUACCGAGGCUGAUCAGGCAGAUUCAGUGGCUCAUGACGAUGCUCACAAUGGAAUCCCCACGUCGCAGACUUCUGUCCACAAAUUCAAGAACGAUCUCGAGCGCUUUCGACUCACGAGCAGUAGCCCGAGCAGAUCAACAAGAAACUCCACGAAAGCUGGCCACGACAAUGUGAUAGAACGAACCCUCAAGCGCAAGUCUGUUGCAGGCUCCGGUCAAUCGAACCCAGAACGCUCGCAGUCCCAGUCUCCAGCAAAAAAACAGCGAAAGUCCAGCCAGUAUGCGCCGCCCUCCAAAUACGCUCAUCUGUCUCCUCUGACCGACAUCUUGGCGCCCAACUUGAUUUGCGUCUUCGUAGGCUUUAACCCUGGCGUGAUGACUUCUACAAGUGGCCAUGCAUAUGCCCAUCCUUCCAAUUCCUUUUGGAAGCUGUUACAUAGUUCUGGAUGCACAGAUGUCCGACUCAAACCUGAACAGGAUGUCGAUCUACCCAGAUUAUACAGCAUGGGAAACACGAACAUUGUUGCAAGACCUAGCAAAAAUGCUGCUGAACUCAGCAAAGAGGAGUCGGCAGCGGGCACGCCCAUUCUCGAGGAGAAAAUUCGCCAGUUCCGUCCUGAGGCUGUUUGCAUCGUGGGAAAGGGUAUCUGGGAAUCCAUAUGGAGGUGGCGUUACAAGCGAGCUAUCAAGAAAGACGAAUUCAGAUAUGGAUGGCAGGACGAGAAGGAGAGCAUGGGAAAAUCGGACGACUGGUCCGGAGCAAAGGUGUUUGUGGCAACUGCCACUUCUGGACUUGCUGCAAACCUCAAGCCUCACGAGAAAGAAGAAAUAUGGCUGCCAUUUGGACAGUGGGUAAAACAAAGGCGCGAGGAAAGAGCCCGAGACCCGGGCGCUGUUGAUGACCCGGCGGGAUGCGCUUCACUGGCAACUGGGUCAAGUCAUGACAAGGAAAGGGCAAACAGCGCCAGCGACCACGAGGAAUGA